GACAUUUAUUAGCAACAUGGAACGAGGAAUGCGACUUAAUUUAUUGAAUUGUGCGAGGAAAUUCAGAACGAGGGCGACUUGCUUUCUGUGGUGGGGCCGUGGAGGACUUGUAGCAGUGCAUGACAGGCAGUCAACUCUUGAAACGGAGAAUUGUUAAUGAAUCCCUAUAAUAAAGUUUGGUCGUUAUGUGAUUAAACAAUCCCUGCAACUGCUGUGGUUAUGCGAGUGAGUUUGAUCAGCAAGAAAACAGUUUUGUUUGAGAUAGCUGAAAAGUAACUAGUUACCGAAUCCUAUGGCCUUCAUAGCGGUUGUGUUGUUCAUGUUAAUGUUAUUGGCAAAAGAAGGCACAGGUGAAAGCAUGAUUGAGGUGGGGUCUUUGCUCUCUGCUGGAGGCAAUGACAGUUCAUGGGCAUCAAGUUCUGGCCAUUUUGCUUUUGGGUUUUACGAGCAAGGUGAUGGCUAUGCUGUUGGAAUAUGGUUGGUUGGUGCUCAAAAAACUAUUGUCUGGACAGCUGACCGGGAUAGCCUUCCACUCUCCUCCAAUUCCUCCUUGAACCUCACCACGACUGGCCUGCAGAUUUUCCCGAGUCCAAGGGAAGGCCAAGAUCCCAUCAUUUCAAGUUCUACAACAGUAGCUUCUUCAGCUUCUAUGCUUGAUUCUGGCAACUUUGUGCUCUAUGAUGAGAACGACACUGUUGUCUGGCAAAGCUUUCAUCAUCCAACUGACACCAUAUUAGGAGGUCAGAAUUUAACUAGCAACGCCAAUCUGGUUUCUAGUGUGUCCAAAUCAUACCAUUCUAGUGGACGUUUCUUUCUUGGCAUGCAAGGUGAUGGAAACCUGGUUGCUUACCCUGUCAACAGCCCAGCAACUCCCUUGGAUGCUUACUGGGCUUCAAAUACUUAUACUUCAAAUGACCAACUCAGUCUUGACGUUUCAGGCUUUCUUUGCCUCAGCAGCCAUCCAUGUUUUAACGGUAACAUCAGCCACGGAAAGCAAUCACACAACAUGAGUUCAAUCUACCGUGCAACACUUGAUGUAGACGGGAACUUGAGAUUGUAUGAGCACCAAUUUGAGGGCAAUGGAAGCUCACAUGUCCAAAUACUGUGGAGCACCUCGCUUGAGAAAUGUCAAAUCAACGGGGCUUGUGGGUUUAACAGUUACUGCUCAAACGUAACAGGCGAAGCCGUGUGUGAGUGUUUUCCUAGUUUCGUCCCCUCCAAAAGUAGGCAUGAGGGUAACGCGUCUCUGCCUCUGGACUGCGUGCUGGUCCACGCAGAAGAUGGUUGCCAAAGCAGUGAAGACCCAACGCGUAUGUAUAAUGUCACCGAGUUGGAGAAUAUGCAUUGGGGUGGUGCUAUUCCAUAUUCUGUCGCACCGUUGAAGAAGGAAGAGUGCCAGAAGUCUUUCCUGGAAGAUUGUGAUUGCAUGGCAGUUUUAUAUUCCGACGGCAACUGCAACAAAUACAGACUCCCGCUAGCAUAUGGCAGACGCAGAACGGUUCAAGAUUCAGUAACCGUGGCCUUCUUCAAGGUGCCUUCGGGAAUUGUCACUCCAAACAACUCCACACAGAAACCUGGGACUAGGGUCGUCGUGGAUAACAAGACGAGACUUAUAAUGAUUAUAGCCUUUACUUUGGGUUUCAUUUCAUUGUUAUCUUUGGUACUUGCGCUGUUCGUUUUCUUCACUUAUAAACGGCAAGUUUAUAGGUAUACAACGUUGUCUGCAAGUGAGGGUCUGGGAUUUACUGAAGAAUGUUCUUUGCGUUCAUUUUCUUUUGAUGAACUUGAGAAAUUCACUGGAGGCUUCACGGAAGAAAUAGGCAGAGGAUCAUUUGGGGCGGUUUAUAGAGGCACAACAGGUGAUAGUAAAAGAAGUAUCGCCGUCAAGAGAUUGGAGAGAAUUGUUGAUGAAGGGGAGAGGGAAUUCCGAACUGAGAUUACUGCCAUUGCUAGAACACAUCAUAGAAAUUUGGUUAAGCUCAUUGGCUUUUGCAUCAACGGAUCUAGGAAGCUUAUUGUUUACGAAUACGUCAGCAAUGGGUCUCUUGCAAAUCUUCUGUUCAAUGAUGAGAAGCACGUAGCUUGGAGAGAGAGACUAAAAAUCGCAUUGGACGUUGCCAGAGGAGUCCUAUAUCUACAUGAAGAGUGCGAAGUCCGAAUUAUUCAUUGCAAUAUAAGUCCUCGGAAUAUACUUAUGGAUGAAGCGUGGACUGCAAAGAUCUCUGAUUUUGGAUUGGCAAGGCUUUUAAAGACGGACCAUUCGAGAAUAAAAAGAGAGAAUGACGAGGCAAGCAAGUACUUGGCACCUGAAUGGCAGAAGGAUGCACAAAUAUCAGUAAAAAUUGACAUUUACAGUUAUGGGAUGGUACUAUUGGAGAUUGUGUGUCGCAGAAGCACCAUAGAAAUGAAUGUUUCCUCAGCAGAGGAGAUACUUCUUUCCAGCUGGGUUUAUCAAUGCUUUGCAGCAGGGCAGUUAAAUAAACUUGUUACAGAAGAUGAAGAUGUAGAUUGGAGGAUAAUGGAAAGAAUGGUGAAGGUGGGGUUGUGGUGUGUGCAAGAUGAUCCGAAUCUUCGUCCUUCAAUCAAGAAUGUCAUCUUGAUGUUAGAGGGAUUGAAAAUUAUUCCAAUUCCUCCCUCUCCAGCCCACCUCUCUAAAAAGUAUUCUUAGCAACGCAUUUUUCCAUUUAUAACUUAUCCCUGUAUGCAUGUUCAGUAUA
Molecule: messenger RNA, 2717 nt
Organism: Cajanus cajan (pigeon pea)
Lineage: Eukaryota; Viridiplantae; Streptophyta; Magnoliopsida; Fabales; Fabaceae
Product: G-type lectin S-receptor-like serine/threonine-protein kinase LECRK3
Biological process (GO): protein phosphorylation; recognition of pollen
Molecular function (GO): ATP binding; protein serine/threonine kinase activity
Source: RefSeq, a predicted model, not a curated record